This is a messenger RNA of Dendroctonus ponderosae (mountain pine beetle), 1019 nucleotides long. RefSeq names its product regucalcin. NCBI's taxonomy places the organism in Eukaryota, Metazoa, Arthropoda, Insecta, Coleoptera, Curculionidae. Gene Ontology annotation, molecular function: calcium ion binding; gluconolactonase activity. The record is from RefSeq and is a predicted model, not a curated record. Gene Ontology annotation, biological process: L-ascorbic acid biosynthetic process.
UGUUAGCAGUUGAUUGAGUUUCAGGUAAAUUUACAGAAUUAUGGCACCGAAAAUACUACGAGUUGCUGAAAUUCCCAACUUAGUGCUAGGAGAAGGCCCGCACUGGGAUAUUGAAACUCAGAAUCUCUAUAUCGUUGAUAUAUUUGGAAAAUCUAUACAUAAGUUCAAUGCUUCAACCGGUCAACACAGCAAAGCAAUUUUUGACAAACCGGUAUCGUUUAUCGUACCGGUAAAAGGACAGAGAAAUAAAUUUGUUAUCAGCCUUGAAAGAGAGAUUUGCGUUAUUACUUGGGAUGGUAUAUCUGAAAGACCAUCAAAAAUUGAAAAACUUGCGGAAGUUGACCAAGAUACCCAAAACCGAAUAAACGAUGGAAAAUGCGACCCACGCGGAAGAUUAUGGGCUGGAACCAUGGGUCCAGAACCUGAACCUGGGCACUUUCAGCCCGAGGCUGGAUCUCUAUUUUCUCUGGAUGGUGGCGAAGUAACUACAUUCGCUACUAAAGUGGGAAUAUCCAAUGGGUUGGCGUGGAAUACCAAACUCGGAAAGUUUUACUACAACGACAGUCUUGUAAAGAGAGUAGACGAAUUUGACUAUGAUAUCAACAGUGGAGUAAUCUCAAACAGGAAAACAAUUUUUACGUUCAGUAAACACGAUAUCGACGGACUUCCUGAUGGAAUGACCAUUGAUGCAGAUGGAAAUCUUUGGGUUGCAGUGUUUAACGGGAGCAGUGUAAUCAAAAUCGAUCCUAGAAAACCAGAAACUUUACUGGAAACCAUCAAAGUACCAGCUAAACAGACAACUUCUGUGGCAUGGGGAGGUAUUGACUUGAAUAUUUUGUAUGUGACCAGUGCUAGUAUGACAGUGGAUGGAGUGGAGCUUUUACCUCCAAAUCAUGGAGCUACUUUCCAGAUUACCGGCUUAGGCACGAAAGGAUUACCAGCAGACAAUUUUGUUUCAGAAUAAUUUAUCAAUGUGAACUCCCAUGAAAGUUUAUAAUAAAUUACAGUUAUUUCUCCAA